Cryptococcus wingfieldii CBS 7118 is the source of this 288-nucleotide messenger RNA. RefSeq names its product U6 snRNA-associated Sm-like protein LSm8. The transcript is spliced from 4 exons. Gene Ontology annotation, cellular component: U6 snRNP; U4/U6 x U5 tri-snRNP complex; precatalytic spliceosome. The record is from RefSeq and is a predicted model, not a curated record. Gene Ontology annotation, molecular function: RNA binding. The coding region runs from base 1 to 288 and encodes 95 amino acids. Gene Ontology annotation, biological process: mRNA splicing, via spliceosome. NCBI's taxonomy places the organism in Eukaryota, Fungi, Basidiomycota, Tremellomycetes, Tremellales, Cryptococcaceae.
AUGGCGUCAGUCGAGAGCUAUGUUGACCACACUGUCCAAGUCAUCCUCCAAGAUGGCCGAAUCAUCGUUGGCAAGCUCAAAGGUUCCGAUGUCUAUACCAAUUUGAUCCUCGCGGACAGCGUUGAGCGGGAGUACUCUGUCGAUCAAGGCGUCGAGAUGGUUCCACUUGGGUUAUACGUGAUCAAGGGCGAUAAUGUGGCAUUGGUUGCUGAGGUUGACGAGGAAAAAGACAGCAUAAUAAACUAUACCGAAAUCCGAGCUGAGCCUCUUGGUGAAAUACGGUAUUAG